AUGGCGGAUGUCGAGGAGCCGGAGAAGAAAAGAAGGAGAAUAGAGGAGCUGCUGGCUGAGAAAAUGGCUGUUGAUGGUGGGUGUGGGGACACUGGAGACUGGGAAGGUCGCUGGAACCAUGUAAAGAAGUUCCUCGAGCGAUCUGGACCCUUCACACACCCUGAUUUCAAACCAAGCUCUGAAUCUCUCCAGUUUUUGUUAGAUACAUGUAAAGUUCUAGUCAUUGGAGCUGGUGGCUUAGGAUGUGAGUUCCUGAAAAAUCUGGCGUUGUCUGGUUUUAGACAGAUUCGUGUUAUAGACAUGGACACUAUAGAUGUUUCCAAUCUAAAUAGACAGUUUUUAUUUAGACCCAAAGAUGUUGGAAGACCUAAGGCUGAAGUUGCUGCAGAAUUUCUAAAUAACAGAGUUCCUAACUGCAAUGUAGUUCCACAUUUCAACAAGAUUCAGGAUUUUAAUGACACUUUCUAUCGAAAAUUUCAUAUAAUUGUAUGUGGACUGGACUGUAUCAUAGCCAGAAGAGGGAUAAAUGACAUGCUGAUAUCCCUUCUGAAUUAUGAAGAUGGUGUAUUAGAUCCAAGCUCCAUUGUCCCUUUAAUAGAUGGGGGGACAGAAGGUUUUAAAGGAAAUGCCCAGGUGAUUCUGCCUGGAAUGACUGCUUGUAUUGAAUGCACACUAGAACUGUAUCCUCCACAGGUUAAUUUUCCCAUGUGCACCAUUGCAUCUAUGCCCAGGCUACCAGAACACUGUAUUGAGUAUGUAAGGAUACUGCAAUGGCCUAAGGAGCAGCCUUUUGGAGAAGGAGUUCCACUAGAUGGAGAUGAUCUUGAUCAUAUUCAGUGGAUUUUCCAAAAGUCCCUCGAGAGGGCAUCACAAUAUAAUAUUAGGGGUGUGACCUAUAGACUCACUCAAGGAGUAGUAAAACCAAUCAUUCUUGCAGUAGCUUCUACAAAUGCGGUCAUAGCAGCUGUGUGUGCCACUGAGGUUUGUAAAAUAGCUACAAGCGCAUAUAUUCCUCUUAAUAAUUACUUGGUAUUUAAUGAUGUAGAUGGACUAUACACAUAUGCAUUUGAAGCAGAGAGAAAGGAAAACUGCCCGGCUUGUAGUCAGCUUCCUCAAAGUAUUCAGUUUUCUCCAUCUGCUAAACUACAGGUGGUUUUGGAUUAUUUAACCAAUAGUGCUUCUCUGCAGAUGAAAUCUCCAGCCAUCACAGCUACAUUAGAGGGAAAAAAUAGAACACUUUACCUACAGUCAGUAACCUCUAUUGAAUAAUGAACAAGGCCAAAUCUCUCCAAAUCACUGAAAGAAUUGGGACUCAUUGAUGGGCAAGAACUGGCAGAUGCUGAUGUCACCAUACCACAGACUUUACUAUUCAAACUUCAUUUUAUUUCUUAA
This is a messenger RNA of Neogale vison (American mink), 1392 nucleotides long. Its product is annotated as NEDD8-activating enzyme E1 catalytic subunit-like. The record is from RefSeq and is a predicted model, not a curated record. Gene Ontology annotation, biological process: protein neddylation. The transcript has a single exon. Gene Ontology annotation, cellular component: cytoplasm; nucleus. Lineage: Eukaryota; Metazoa; Chordata; Mammalia; Carnivora; Mustelidae. Gene Ontology annotation, molecular function: NEDD8 activating enzyme activity.